UGAAUUGACUUGAGAGGUGUGAGGGGGGGUCUCGUCUGCUCCCGCCGCCGCGUCUGAUAGGACUACAGCCCAACCCGGUUACCGAGUCAGAAGCGUUUUCUCACAAACAAGUAACGCCCACCCACUGAACCGGGAAAGUCGCUUCAAACCCUACAGCGUUCUUCAGUCUCAAGUCCAAUAACCACCCACCGGAAAGCAACGCUCAGCUCCAGAAAAGAUUGAUUGAGUGACCGAGAGAGAAGUUUAAUGAACAACACAAGGAUAUUUACACUCCCUUUUAACACAUUUUGGCAACUUUUGGAAAUAUUUAGAUAUUUAUAUUCUCAGUCAAGAAGCCUAUUUUGAUUUAUAUUUUCUUUAUGAGACCGUUUAAGUGUUUGAAAACGUUUGGACGCGUCAAGUUCGUGACAAGCUCUUGGAAAAUACGCACACUGCAUGUUGGCGCGUUGUUUGAACAGGUGGCUCGGGUUCCGGUUAAAUUGGCCUAUUUACAAUCAACGGGGACAACGGACAGGACGGGCAGACGGGACUUUGUCGGACUUCAGAUGCUCCUCACAUACCGGACCUGCCAGGUUUAGAGCGCAGGGGACAACGAGGACGGACAGUUGGAAACUUCUCUAAAGGCUGAACAUAAACCGUGCUUUUGUAGUUUGACAGUUAGGAGUUUUUAUGCCAGCCACUGGCGUUGACAUGGUUGUCGAUAGUCCCCGGUUACACGGGGGUAAAGCCCCGGUCUCCACACCGGAGAACGUUGUCCCCGGGAGUAAAGCCCCGGCCUCUACACCGGAGAACGUUGUCCCCGGGAGUAAAGCCCCGGCCUCUACCCCGGAGAACGUUAUCCCGGCUUCUCUAGGCAGUCCUGCUGCGGAUAUCCUCCGUAAUUUUUACCACACUAAGCGGGUCGGAAACUACUUGAUCGGGAGGAAACUUGGAGAGGGCUCCUUCGCUAAAGUCCGAGAGGGACUUCACGCCAUGACUGGAGAGAAGGUCGCGGUAAAGGUGAUCGAUAAGAGGAAGGCGAAGAAGGACUCUUACGUGACUAAGAACCUACGUAGAGAAGGUCAAAUCCAACAGAUGAUCAGACAUCCCAACAUCACCCAGCUGCUGGACAUACUGGAGACUGAGAACAGUUACUACCUGGUGAUGGAGUUGUGUCCUGGAGGAAACCUCAUGAACCGGAUCUACGAUAAGAAGAAGCUGGACGAGAGAGAGACUCAGAAAUACGUACGGCAGCUGGUGAUGGCUGUGGAACAUCUGCACAGAGCUGGAGUGGUGCACAGGGACCUGAAAAUUGAAAACCUGCUGUUGGAUGAACAGGAACACAUCAAGCUCAUAGAUUUUGGUCUCAGUAACUGUGCAGGGAUCCUGGGUUACUCAGACCCGUUCAGUACGCAGUGCGGGAGCCCAGCCUACGCUGCUCCAGAGCUACUGUCCCGCAAGAAGUACGGCCCCAAGGUGGACGUCUGGUCCAUAGGAGUGAACAUGUACGCCAUGCUGACUGGCAGCCUUCCCUUCACCGUGGAGCCCUUCAGUCUCAGGGCUCUGCACCAGAAGAUGGUGGACAAGGAUAUGAACCCUCUACCGCCCUCUCUCUCUACAGCGGCCAUCUGUCUAAUGAAGAAGCUGUUAGAACCAGAUCCAGCUAAGAGACCCAACAUCCACCAGGUCAUGUCUGACUCUUGGCUACAACUGGCUAACGCUAACACUGGAGCACCCUACCUCAACAGGAUCCACAUUGAGGAGAUCAACCACAUGGUAUUACUGCAUAUGACAGAAAGGAUGGGCUACAAACACAGCGAGGUGCUGAGUGCUGUGCUCACCAACAGAGCCUGUCACACCCUGGCUGUCUACUUCCUGCUCAACAACAAGAUGAAGAGGCUCUCCAAGGAGUACAGGGAGAAGGUGUACCAGGAGAAGGAGAAGAAGACAGAGAAGAAUGAGUACUUCCAGACCCAGUGGAGGAAACACGUAGAGAAGGUCACCAUCCCUCCUAAACAGACUCCUGUCUACCUGGCCGUCAGCAAGGGCCCGAGCAAGGAGAAGAAGCACAGGAAUGGUCUGCUGCGAGCGGUGACAGGUAACUUCCACCGUGCCUCUCCUCUCGCCCCGUCCGGCACCGUUGCCUCAUCCUCCAUGGAAUACCUAGAAAUCCACCCCCUCUUCCCCCGCACGUCACAGCCAACCAGGCACCUAGAAACCCUCCAGGCAGCCAAUACCAGCCCAGACCACAUCCCCGCCCCCCCGGCUCCUUCUCCAAUCGGCAUGCACUCCUACGACUCCCUCGCCAAAGCUGAGACAAUCGACGACGUUGUGGUCCCCGCCUCGGCCACACCCUGGUACAAACUGACCAAUGGGACCUUCUCUCCUCCGCGACACGUCUCAGCCUUCCACCCUGAUUCGUCCUACCUAAAAAAGGCGACUAUCCCCAGCCCCCCCGUCCUCAUCGUCAACCCCCAGCCAAAAAACUCCUCCUCUAACUCGGGUGACAACCCCCCUAGUAUCUUCGGCAGCCCCCCGGGAGGUUCUGCCUUCUCCCCGCCCAAAUCAGCCUUCAGUCCCCUCAACCCGUCAUCUGCGUUCAGUCCUCCGUCCGCCGGGGGCAGCGUUGAGCCAGACAGCCCCCAGCACAGUAAGUUCCCCUCUAUGGGCAUCGGUCAGAUCCUGAAGAAGAAGGCUCCCUUCCAGCCGUUCAGUUUCAGGGCGGAGCAAGCGGUGGAGGAGGAUCUGGUGUCUCCGCCCCCUUACCACAUGCAGACGCUGCUCUGUGCCUCCGGGGCGCUCAAGACCCUUUGCUGAAGCCUUGUGGGUAGCGGUACAAAGAUGAUGAUGUGGCUCUGGUCCAAAGUAGUGCACUAUGAAACGAGGGGAUAGGGUGUGGUCGUUUUUGAGAGAGUUCACUCCUGAGCAGCCUUGGAUUUCGUCCUCUGCAGAGGCAGUCGCCAUGACAACACUACGACUCUAGAGACCCUCUUGGUGUUAUAGAGAUUGUAAUAAUAGUAAUUAAUGCAUUAAACAUUAAAGACAUAGAGAAAGACUAAGAUGGAUAAAAUGUCAACGAGUGUUUCGGCUGACGAAAGGCCUUUGUUGUGACACCGGUGACUGGAACACGUGACCGACCAAGCUCCACAGUGUUACCUGUCAAUGUUGUAUAUUGUGCUGUGAGAGAGAGCUGAGUGACACACACACACACAGAGAGAGAGAGAGAGCUGAGUGACACACACACACAGAGAGAGAGAGCUGAGUGACACACACUCACACACACACACACAGAGAGAGAGAGAGCUGAGUGACACACACACACACACACAGACAGAGAGCUGAAUGAUUCAUGUCACCUUAAGUAAUUGACUGUAGUCUGUGCUAUAAUAGUACUAUAUGUGUGUUCUGCCUGCCGGUAUUGCCAAGGUGUUCUGGACAAAUGGAACCGGUGGCAGUGAAGAACGUUACCUGUGAAUACUACAUGUUCUAAUUAUGGAGUGUAACAUUCACUAAGAUUUUACAUUCAUAUAUUCACCGUAUUGGACUAAUGCUUCCAUUUACUGUACACCAGGCUUCUCACUGUUGAGAUGGGUCUUUCAUACACCAGGCUUCUCACUGUUGAGAUGGGUCUUUCAUACCCCAGGCUUCUCGCUGUUGAGAUGGGUCUUUCAUACACCAGGCUUCUCACUGUUGAGAUGGGUCUUUCAUACACCAGGCUUCUCACUGUUGAGAUGGGUCUUUCAUACACCAGGCUUCUCGCUGUUGAGAUGGGUCUUUCAUACACCAGGCUUCUCGCUGUUGAGAUGGGUCUUUCAUACACCAGGCUUCUCACUGUUGAGAUGGGUCUUUCAUACCUGGCCAAAUCUGCACGCAAAACCGUUUUAAUAUGUAAAUGUGAAAAAUCGUAUAAUUUUUUUUUUUAAACAAGAAAUGUCAUUGUAAAUGUUUUGUGUUGUUGUCAAUAUUCAUGUGGAUUUGAGUCACGUUCUUUAGUAAGCUUUUCUAUUGUGUAUUUUUCAUUGUGUGCGUUGAGAGAUUUUUAUGAUGCCUUAUGAAAUAUUUUAAACAUUUAUA
This is a messenger RNA of Oncorhynchus mykiss (rainbow trout), 4053 nucleotides long. NCBI's taxonomy places the organism in Eukaryota, Metazoa, Chordata, Actinopteri, Salmoniformes, Salmonidae. The record is from RefSeq and is a predicted model, not a curated record.